Mus musculus (house mouse) is the source of this 8451-nucleotide messenger RNA. RefSeq names its product SRY (sex determining region Y)-box 11 (gene Sox11). The record is from RefSeq and is marked validated. Gene Ontology annotation, molecular function: DNA-binding transcription factor activity; transcription cis-regulatory region binding; DNA-binding transcription activator activity, RNA polymerase II-specific. Gene Ontology annotation, cellular component: nucleus; nucleoplasm. NCBI's taxonomy places the organism in Eukaryota, Metazoa, Chordata, Mammalia, Rodentia, Muridae. The transcript has a single exon. The coding region runs from base 311 to 1498 and encodes 395 amino acids. Gene Ontology annotation, biological process: positive regulation of ossification; negative regulation of lymphocyte proliferation; negative regulation of transcription by RNA polymerase II.
GCCCUCAACUUUUUGCAGAAGAAGCGCGCGCGCCUGGGAGUGCUUGGGGUCCGGCGCUUGCGGCGGCUGCCAGGAGUGAGAGAGCGAGAAAUCAAGCGAGUGAGAGAGAGAGCGCGGGUCCCGGGCCGCCGCCGCCUCCUCUCCGGUCGCCGCCGCAGCCGCCGACGCAGCAGGGAACGGGGCCGGGGGGGAGGGGGGCAGCCGCGGACGCGCGCGGCCAAGGACUUUGCAACUUGCCGGAGAAGGUGGAGGGGCGGGAGGGGGAGGGGCGCCCGCGCAGGAGACCGAGCGCCCAGCCCCGCCGCGGACCAUGGUGCAGCAGGCCGAGAGCUCGGAAGCCGAGAGCAACCUGCCCCGGGACGCGCUGGACACCGAGGAGGGCGAGUUCAUGGCGUGCAGCCCGGUGGCCCUGGACGAGAGCGACCCGGACUGGUGCAAGACGGCGUCGGGCCACAUCAAACGGCCCAUGAACGCCUUCAUGGUGUGGUCCAAGAUCGAGCGCAGGAAGAUCAUGGAGCAGUCGCCCGACAUGCACAACGCCGAGAUCUCCAAGAGGCUGGGCAAGCGCUGGAAGAUGCUGAAGGACAGCGAGAAGAUCCCGUUCAUCAGGGAGGCGGAGCGCCUGCGCCUCAAGCACAUGGCUGAUUAUCCCGACUACAAGUACCGGCCGCGCAAAAAGCCCAAGACGGACCCAGCGGCCAAGCCCAGCGCGGGCCAGAGCCCCGACAAGAGCGCGGCGGGCGCCAAGGCAGCCAAGGGCCCCGGCAAGAAGUGCGCCAAGCUCAAGGCGCCUGCGGGCAAGGCGGGCGCGGGCAAGGCGGCGCAGCCGGGGGACUGCGCCGCGGGCAAGGCAGCCAAGUGCGUCUUCCUGGACGACGACGAUGAAGACGACGACGAAGAUGACGAGCUGCAGCUACGGCCCAAGCCGGACGCUGACGACGACGACGACGAGCCCGCGCACUCGCACCUGCUGCCGCCGCCGACGCAGCAGCAACCCCCUCAGCUGCUGAGGCGCUACAGCGUGGCCAAGGUCCCCGCCAGCCCCACGCUCAGCAGUGCCGCCGAGUCCCCCGAGGGCGCGAGCCUGUACGACGAAGUGCGCGCGGGCGGCCGGCUCUACUACAGCUUCAAGAACAUCACCAAGCAGCAGCCUCCGCCCGCGCCUCCCGCGCUGUCGCCCGCGUCCUCCCGCUGCGUGUCCACCUCCUCAUCCAGCGGCAGCAGCAGCGGCAGCGGCGCCGAGGAUGCAGACGACCUCAUGUUCGACCUGAGCUUGAAUUUCUCCCAGGGCGCGCACAGCGCCUGCGAGCAGCCACUGGGCGCGGGAGCGGCGGGGAACCUGUCCCUGUCGCUGGUGGAUAAGGACCUGGAUUCCUUCAGCGAGGGCAGCCUGGGUUCCCACUUCGAGUUCCCCGACUACUGCACGCCGGAGCUGAGCGAGAUGAUCGCGGGGGACUGGCUGGAGGCGAACUUCUCCGACCUGGUGUUCACGUAUUGAGAGGCGCAGGGCUCCUCGGGAGGCAGUCGUGGCGGUCAGGAUAAAGAGGAUGGUGGGGGGAGGGGGAGAAGAUGCUCAUGGUCAGAGAGAUGUGGCGCUGAGAAAUUGGAAACGGUGAUGAAAUGUUGUUGGAGUUAAAGUGAAAUGAGUAGUUUUAAACAGAUUUUCCAAGUUUUUUUUUUAAUUUUUAUUUUUAAAAAAUUUUUUGGUCUCCCCACUCUUCCCGUCCUUUAUCGUGUCUCAAGGUAGUUGCACACCUAGUCUGGAGUUGUGAUUUUUUCCCCACCCGUAAAAAAACGUGUUUUGUAAUUUCUAUUUCUUUUUCCUGAAAUUCGUGAUUGCAACAAAGGCAGAGGGGACCGGGCGGGGGAGGGGAGGAGGCCCCGCUCCGGAAGGCGCUGUUUGAAGCUUGUGGCUCUUUGAAGUCUGAAAGACAUCGGCAGAGGACCCUUUAGACGGCACAACUGUUACUCUAGGGAGUUGAUUUUUUUUUCUUAAGAGAUUUAAAAAGGAACUGGUGAUUUAAAAAAAGAAAAACACAAAAAGGGACCAUUGCAACCUUUUUAUUUUAUUUUCUUUUUUGGAGGGAGAAAGCUGAUGUCUUCUAUGCAUCCGAUUUCUUAAACUGCAGGGAGCUUGAAAAAAUGCAGUCUGUACAAACGCUUACAAAAAUCAUAACUGUGAACUGACUUAAGACCAGAGUUUACUUUUCAGAUCAAAUUGUUUAUGGUUUUACAAAUGUGAUUUCUACUUGGCAACCUUUUUUUGGUAACUCGUUCCCUUAUACCUCCUUGAUUGAAUACCUUACAGCCUAGACCUCAGUACAAAAAGGUAUUGAAACAUUUUUGAUACAUAACAGACCUCAAUCUUUUUUAAAAAUUAAUAUAUUUUCAGGCGUAUUUUUGUACAGUGAAAAGGGAACAAUCUUGCUGUGUUUUUUCAGUAAGACUUUCAGGCACUUCUUCCCUUUUGAUUUCUUUUUCUUUUUUUCUCUUCUUGUUUUUGUUUUUCUUUUUUGUUUGUUUUUUUAGCAUGCAAAUAUGUUGGUACGUUAUGUCCUGGUUUAAAAGGAUUAAAAAUUUAAAAGUAAUCCUUGCAUCUAAAGGCCUUGUGGUUUAAAAAAAAAAGCAAACUUUUUUGUACAGCUAUAGUAGAGAUUUGUUCAAUAUUUGUAGGUAAAGAUUUAUUGAAAAUGGUGACCUAGACCUCAGAGCUGUUCUUAGUUUAAGACUGUAUGUACUGUAUCAUAGUAGGACCUAUGUAUCUCAUCGCUGUGAUGUGUGGACGGGGCCCCAGACAGAAGGUUUGAAACUGGAUACGCGAUUUUUAUCAAAAAGAAAAAGGAAAGGCACAUAGUUUAAAAUUUUCUCAUUUUGUGCAAUAUAAUUAAAUAAACAGACCAUUGCAUAUUUAGUAGCAAAUGGUGGCGAAGCAGACUCAAUGCACUGUCGAAGUCACCGCCGGGGUUUUUGGGUUUUUUUGUGUGUGCUGAAGUCUGUGUCUUGAUUUUAAUAAAUCAGCAGGAUCGGAUAGAAGCUCGCAUGGCCCUUAGUCUCUCCCGGGAGCCGCGUGUUCACCGCGCAGCGGACGCGGGUGGCGGAGGGCGGAUGCCGCUUUUUGGAGCCCUUAGGCUGCCAUAGGUUGCAGCCCGGUGUCCUCCCUUCUCACCCCGCCCUGCGUCUCCAUCCCCGCCGUGGGCUUCGCGCUGGUCCGUGCCUGGCGAGUCUGGAGCUAGUGUCCACAGGGCUAGGCCUCCGCUUCUGGCUUUGGGUUUUUUCUGUUGUUGUUGGUUUUUUUUUUUUUUUUUAAAUCUCCACCCCCAUCCGCGGGCGGCAUCGCUGCGCGCGCGCGCGCGCGCUCAAUGAGAUACGAGUGGAGAGGGCCGCGCCCUUCAGCGUUAUCCACGCGGGUGGGGCACGAGGAAAGCAAAUGCGCCUAGAGCCGCCUUCACGGUGCAGGAUGGCUUUGGUUUCUUUGAUGGAGCAUUUGCCUCCAGGGGCCCGGUCCAGCCCUCCCCUCCCCCACUGCCCCCUCCCCCCCGCCAGCUUGUCCCUCGUGGUGUCCCGCGCGCAAGCCCAACUCCCCAGGGCCGCGACGCACGCGACCGAGGAGCCCUUCAGCAGUGAAUUGAAACUCGGUGCCCAACAGCCCGACUCUAGACCCACAGAAACCAUUACGGCGCGGGCGCUGACCGCGGGGACUUGACCAGUAGGGAUCCAGGUCGGUGCCCCACGCAAGACAGGCACUGCAGAUAGAGAGCUCGCCCUCACGGAGCAGCGCGAUCUCAUAGCGCGUGGGUGGGGCGGCGACCCGGUGUGGCUUUUUCGGGCUUCCCUCGCCCACCCCUCCCCCACAGCGCCCUGCUGUGAGCCACGCGGGGACCUUUAAGCCGCGAAUAAUUUCACCAGCGGUUUACUGGGGACAGAUUCUGAAGCCUAAGGAAAAGGCAUUCUGAGUGUCUUGAGUUCUUAACAUUUGCAUGUGUUCCCGUUUCCCGUCGGGCGUUUUCCAUGGUGAGGAAGGAACUUUUAAAUAAAUUAGAAAAGGAGUGAGGAUCUGGCUUCAGAAUGGAAGCAUAGCUGCAAUUUGUAUUUUAAAAUUAUGUGGCCGAGUUUCUUGGUAGGAAAAGAAGAGACAGUUCUUGGUUGGAGAUCAGGAAAAAAAGAAAUCUUUUCUUUCUUUCUUUUUUUUUUUUUUUUUUUUUUUUUAAAUCCCAGUUAGAACUCAGGAAAGGCGCUUGAAUGCGCUUUUAACAAUAUUUAAAGCGGUUUCGACGAAUGCAUUGUGAAGACCAUUCCCAGUGAACUCUAUUGAAUGUCUAAUACACAAGGUAUUCCAGCUACUGGCCAGGCUUCAAUAAAAGGUUAGCUGCAUUUUUUUUCCUCCUAAGUAAGUCUUAUUUUUAACUGAGCAUUGACAGUAUCUUAAAAUGGUAACGUGGGCGUGGGCGUUGUGUGCAUAGCAGUCUAGCCGGUUGGGUACCCUGCUCCUGUACCUAGUUCACAGACUCGAGUGCAUUUUUUUUUGGCGAGAUUUCCAUCUUUGAAGAAACAAAAAAACAAAAACACCUGAACCAGCGUUCUCUUAUUCUUUAAGCUGUGGAAAUAAUUUCCAGUUUCUACAUUCUCGAUAUGCAUCCUUAUUAAAAAGAUAAUACGAAUGAAAGGCAGUGUGCUUAAAGUGUGCUUUGCAAAUACAUGUUAUGAAUGACUACGGUCACUGGGCAAAUUAUUUGUAGAAUGAUUAGCCUUUAGCUAGAAAAAAAAAAUCAUUGCAGCUCUUUUGGGCCUGGAUGGUUCUUUUUAAUGUUAAUGGAGGGGAAGUGAUUUAAAUAUGCAUGCUCUUAGCAGUCAGGAUCUGACUUAGUUGUUUUGAGAGAAAAAAAAAUCAAAAGGCAAGGUCUACUUUUUUUCUCUGGGAAUUGAAACCACAAUCAUCUUGAUACUAGAACAGUGUAAGAAAUGAACAUUUGUUCUUCACUUCAGAAUUCAAAUGAGUUUUGCCCAAGGAAUCUGGGAAAUAAGGCAAAUAAGUUGCUCAAUUUUCAAGUAGUCAUUCAAUAGAAAUAUACUCCAUCACUCGGCUUUCUUAUUCUCUGAUGGGGUAUUCUGUAUAGUCUCACUGUUUUCUCCUAAUGGGCAUAUGUAUCUUUGUGGACACUUGGAAGAGAGGUUUUCUUGUACUCUCUCAUUUCUAGAAUCUUUAUACUCUUUUUCCUGCAAGGUUCUCUGCUUUUAACAGAUUUCUGAGGCAACUAUAUUUGUGCUUUUUUCUUAUGUAGGAAGACCAGCGAAACUAGCUUACUGAGUUGUCGAUUUUAUCAGUAGAUAAAGAAACUUUGUUUAUUACAGUUUCAGGGAAGGUUUUUCAGGAUAUUUCUCAGUUAUUCUAAGGGCCAAAUUUUAUAUAUAAAAAAAAAAAAACUUCAUUAGGAAUGUCAGUUUCAGAUACCCUUUGUAUAGCCUGUGGCCUGCAAGCACGACAGGACUGAGCCUUACAUGUGUCCGAACAGGAAUUCAUAAGUCCCCAAAGUAAACGUCUCCAUGUAACGAUUCUUGACGUGUUUCUCUGAGAGUUGGCUUAUUUUGAUUAUCAAUUCUUUCUCACUGUCCAUUCCUAUUGAUUUAUCCUGCCAUAUCUCUUUGGGUUUGAUGAGCUCAACAUUUUUUGCUCUUUGAUAACAACUCAGGUUUUGGUUUGGGGUUUUUCAUGCCCCCUUUGUGUGUUGCUUAUGUUUUCCACCACAGUAUAAAAGUACUGAAGCCAAGCCACUUCCCAUUCAUUCCUUUACUGCUGCCUCCCUUUCCCCAACUCCCAACUCCUAACACACCUUCAUUUUUUUCCCAUCGUCUUCUUCUUCUUCUUUUUUUUUAACACUACCUAGAUGCGUUAGCUGCCUGAUUAGUUUAUCUAUUCCAUGUGGAUGCAGUGAGUUUAUAAGAGAAUUUCACAAACAAGUAGUUUUUUAGUGAACUUAAACAGAAUUUUAAAGGAGACCUAUUUUUAUACUCAAUAAAAGCACAAAACGUGCAUAAAAUAUAGCAUGGCGUACAAAGGGAAAUCCACUCAUAACGUUCCAUGUAUAGAAGUAAUAAUUUUCUUGGAUAGCGAUAUUCUUUGAAGACCCAGUGCCUGUCUGCCUGUGCCCAGACAGGGUGGUUUCCACACACUGGGAACUUCCGGUUGCCGGCACUUGACAAACACAGUUCACCACAGCCACAAAGAGCAAUAGGUAGGAGCUGAGGUGUGCCUCCUGAUGAGCAGUCGGCCACUAGGCAACCUGGAUGUGCCCAUGUGGAGGCUCCAGCCUCACUGUUUGAUCAAACUUCUUUUAUGUAGUCUCUUCUGUGAAAAAAAAAAAAAAAAAGACCAAACAAAGCAAUAGGACAAGUUUGAAAAUGCAUUUGAACAUAGGAUUUCCUCCAGGGUCCUCAAAGAGAUUUUAAAAAAAAAAACAACAACAAAAAAAAACGUGACACUUAAGUUUAGUAGGCACAUUACAUUCCCCUCCCCUUCAAAAACAGAACGACUGGAAAUAAUCAAGACAUAGCGUAAAAAGAAUUUUGAUCAAAUGGAUAUUGACAAAGGGCCCUCGAUCCCAUUUCUCUUCACCCAGCUUGUGUUCAAAAACCUUAUGCCUCGUCCCCUGAAUCACACAGGGAGAAGCGUCCUAUGCCAUUGUCAUGGACUCCCCACUUUGUCUACUUUUGCUCUUGUACAUAUGUUGUGGGUAUCAGUUGUUCCCAUUUGUUCUGUAACACCCUUGUUUGAAUGGACUGUUUUGAAACGGAGGCCUGUGUCUCAGGUAUGGGACACCUAGUGGUCGUGGCAACCCAUCCCGUGAUGCUUUGUUUCCCGGGACAGAGCCACCUGAAGUCUGAGAGUAGUUAUCAGCAUGGCACUGUUAACAAGUGUUCUGUUUUCCAAGGCCGAGAAAAAAAGAAAAAGAAAAAAGGAAAAAAAAAAAAAAGCAACUUUCACAGCUGCUCCAGGUUUGGGAGAGGAAUAGCUGGAAAGCCCUUUUGUUUAGAAGUCUGAGUGGGUUAUGGGGGGACUUUUAUAGAGUUUGCAUGCCAGCGCAGGACCUGUUGCUGUCAGACAGAGAGAAGGAGAAGCUACCUGAGGCAGUGCGCUGGGGGACUACGUAAGUGUCCCGUAGCACUAGGGCAGCAAAUGCAUGGUGAAGUCAUGUCUUCUGGUAGAGGUUAUCUAGCAUGCAGAGUGUAGUGUGUUGAAACUGUAUGACGUUGCUGUAUCAAAGUUGUAAAAUUAAGCAUUAUUUAUUGAAAACUAUGUAUUUUUUUGUAAAAACCUGAUCACACAAGAGAGUAUCAGUGGCUUGUGCUUUGUGCUUCAAUCAAACCAGCUUCGUGACCGCCCUCCUUGGAAUGCAGUGUUAAUGCUCAGGGUUGAAUUCAUACACUCCAAUGUCUCUUUUUGCAGGAGUUUUUCACAGAGGAAUACAUUUGUUCAAAAGACCAAUAAAAAUCGUGUGAUCAAUCUCCACAUGUGGCUUUUAUGUGACUUUUUUGUUUUGUUUUUGAUUUUUUGUUUUGUUUUGUUUUGUUUUGUUUUUUGUUUAUCUUUCCCACUUUGCAUUGGGUAACUACUGUGUGACUCCUAAAGUGUUGUCUCGAAGCUGAGAGAUUUGAAAAGUCUUGGUGUCUCAGCAUCCAACCAGGACCCACAGCUUGGGCAGGACUGGGGCCCUCAGGAAGUGAUGCUUAGGGCAGGCUGCGAGCUGCCCACAGUGGAAUAAGCAUGGUGAUCGUGUCUUGGUAUUUUUAACUGGCCAAUAGAGUAAAUAAAAAGCAUAGGCAAAGUAUAGAGGGGUAGGUUAGCCUGUUUGUCAGAGUUAGAGGAUGAAGGGAUUAUUCAGGGGCAGUUGCUGAUGUUGAAUCCAAUGCCAGCAAACUCCAUUCCUCAGUGUCUUUUUUUUUCCCCCUCUAUAAGCAAUUUACAUUGUAAAUGUAUUUUGACAUAGAAACCAUUCUGUAUUGAAACUCUUGCUAUAAGAUGUUUUUAUGAAAGCCUGUAAGUGGUCCUUGGAAUUAUUAUCAGAUUUUUUUAAAGAUGUGUUUACAUGGUGAGUGUUUGUUGCAUAUUAAUUAAAUUUGGUUUUGUAGAAACAUCUGUGUCGUAUCAUGACGGAUCUCUAUGGGCACGGCUUACACACUCACAUGCGUGGCUCACACACCCACUUCUGGGCCCCUGGUAAGACCAAUGUCAACUUUAAGCAAAAGAACAAAUACCCAGCUCCAUGUGUUGGACAGCUCUCUGGUUUUUAUAUAAGACAUUUUUACUUCAUAGAUGACUUUCAAAGGGUGUCACCCUUUCAUAGGAUUUGACUUUUAUUUUGAAAGAAAACAAGAUAGACUACAUACAGCCUUUCAUCUUAAAGUAGAUGUUUUUUUUGUAAGAAUUCAACAAAUAAAUUCAUUGACAUUUCUGGC